UAGCACAGAUUAUAUCUGUCCCCAGUCCCAUUCACUCGUGUGGUGAUACACUUACAAGAAAAAGGACACGGUUUUAUGAAUUAUUAAGGAUUAUAGUUCAAAAGACAAAAUCAUCUGUAAGAUGUUGUUGGCUGCCUUCACUUCCAUCUGUUUUAACUUUUGACUGUCUCGAAAUGCAUGAAAAUGGUUAAGAAGUCUCUUGUUGCUGGGCUGAUGGUCUUGCUUGUGGCUGCAGUUGGUUUUUUCAUUGGUGUGUAUUUGGGGAUCAGAAACAGGAAACUCGCUGUAUCCUCGGACCACUUCUACUCAAAAGCAGCAGUGGCAGCAGAUGCCGGGACGUGCUCUGAGGUUGGGAGGGACAUCUUAAAGCGCAAUGGUUCAGCAGUUGAUGCUUCCAUUGCUACUCUAUUGUGUGUGGGGCUGUUUAAUGCACACAGCAUGGGCAUCGGAGGAGGGCUGUUCUUCACCAUAUACAAUGCAGCAACAGGAAAGGUGGAGACAAUUGAUGCCAGAGAAACUGCUCCAAUGAACGCUUCAGAGAACAUGUUUGGCAAUAACACCCAGCUGUCACGGAAAGGAGGGUUAUCCAUCGCCAUACCAGGAGAAAUCCGUGGUUACGAGAUGGCGCACAAAAGACAUGGGAGACUGCCAUGGAGGGAACUGUUUCAGCCCAGUAUAGAAUUGGCACGCAAUGGUUUUCCAGUUGGCAGGCCCUUGGCCAAUGCCAUUGCAAAAAACAAAGAAUCAAUUCUGAGUGACGUGAUGUUGUGUGAAGUGUUUUGUGACUCAAACAAAAACCUCCUGAGGGAAAGUGAUAUCAUUAGAUUUCUCAAACUCGCUGACACCUACGAGAGGAUAGCGGAAGAAGGGCCCGAUGUUUUUUACAACGGAUCUAUGGCCCAGAACAUAGUAGAUGAUAUCCAGGCUGCAGGAGGGAUUAUAACACUUGAGGACCUAAUGGAAUAUGAGCCAGUGUUAAAUGAGACCCCGUUGAAGUUAACUGUGGGGGAGUACACCAUUAAUAUUCCUGAUGCUCCAUCCAGUGGACCUGUCCUCGCCCUAAUUCUUAACAUAGUGGAUGGUUACAACUUCUCAAACAGCAGUGUGUCUACAGCAGAGAAGAAGACUUUGACAUAUCACCGCAUCGUAGAGGCAUUUCGUUUUGCUUAUGCAAAGAGGAGUAAAUUGGGAGACCCGCGUUACCUCAACAUUACUGACCUCAUCCAAAACAUGACCUCGGACUACUUUGCAGACAACAUCAGGAGUAAAAUCACAGAUGACACCACUCACCCAGACAUCUACUACGAUCCCGAGUACUUUGUACCCGAUGACCACGGCACGGCUCACCUGUCAGUCAUCGCAGAGGAUGGGAGCGCGGUGGCGGCCACCAGCACCAUCAACCUUUAUUUUGGCUCUAAGGUGAUGUCACGCUCAACUGGGAUUAUCUUUAAUGAUGAGAUGGAUGAUUUCAGCUCUCCUUACAUUACUAAUGGCUUUGGGGUUCCGCCUUCACCCAACAACUUCAUUCAGCCAGGUAAAAGACCACUUUCAUCGAUGUGUCCCACGAUAAUAUUUGACAAAGACAACAGAGUCAAAAUGGUGGUUGGGGCCUCAGGUGGGACGAAAAUCACUACAGCAACUGCUCUGGUGAUCCUGAACUCAUUAUUCUUUCACUACGAUCUUAAGAAAGCGGUUACAGAACCAAGAGUCCACAACCAACUCAAUCCCAACAUGACAGUUGUGGAACAGGACUUUGAGCAGAGUGUUCUUGAUGGCUUGGCUCAGAAGAAUCAUGUAACGGAGCUGCUGAGGACCCCAGGAGCAGUAGUGCAGGCCAUUGUGCGACAAGGGGACAAACUUUGCGCUGAAUCUGAUCCUAGGAAAGGCGGCUAUCCUGCAGGAUACUGAAUGCCGUCGCCACUCCCUCUCACCCUUCUCACAUUUUCUGGACUUUCGUUCAUUGUUGACAAGAUCAAGAACCAGGAAAAACUAAUGUACACAUUCAAAAACAAUACACCUCUCAGUCCAACAAUCAACAUGGACUGUGGACUAUCCAUGGACUAUGACUAUUGCAUAAAUACUCCCUGUAUUUAUUAACUUUUCUUUUUGAUGAGAAAAUUUUAAAUCGGUAUCAAUAGUGCCUUACUUUCAUAUUGAACGGUCUAUGGUUUUACCAAGCUUAUUUAUUCCUUUUGUGUGUAGAGAAGAGUAUUGAUUAUCAGUAUGUGGGGGUCCUUUGGUACCUGAUUCUAUUGUACAGAUUCUUUGUUGUGUGAUUGAGCUUUUUUGGUUAAAGGAUGUUUGACUCUUGGUCAAGUCAGGGAAAUAAGAAUGAAAUUGAAAUAUUACAGGUAUUUAUUGUACAUAAUCCUGACUCAAUGGGAAUUAGAUUCUUCCCAGCUAACAGGGAAUGUUCUUAGAACUUUGGCUAACGUUCUGGCAAGGUUCUCCAGUGACGUUAAUGCAAUGUUCGUUCAAAGUUAUCUGGUCUUUAAUAAUGUUCUCAAAACAUUAUCAGUAAAUCAUUGAUCAUGGAACUUUUUUUCUUAAACGUUUAAGUUGAAUUUUUUUUUAAAUGUUACUACUUGAUUCAGAAUCUUCAUAAAACAUUCAAAAGUAACAUUCCCAAAAUGUUAGCAAAAUGGAACGUUUCCUCAAAGUUCAUGUAACAAAGAAAAUGCUUUUAAAACAUUUAAAAACUAAACAUUUUGAACAUCCAGGAAUACAUGGAAUGUUAGCAAAAUGUUCUUAGAACAUAUUUGUGUUAGCUCAGCUGAUAUU
Messenger RNA from Pimephales promelas (fathead minnow), 2781 nucleotides. The record is from RefSeq and is a predicted model, not a curated record. NCBI's taxonomy places the organism in Eukaryota, Metazoa, Chordata, Actinopteri, Cypriniformes, Leuciscidae.